This is a messenger RNA of Macaca mulatta (Rhesus monkey), 528 nucleotides long. RefSeq names its product heat shock protein family B (small) member 9 (gene HSPB9). NCBI's taxonomy places the organism in Eukaryota, Metazoa, Chordata, Mammalia, Primates, Cercopithecidae. The record is from RefSeq and is a predicted model, not a curated record. Gene Ontology annotation, cellular component: cytoplasm; nucleus.
GCGCUCGGAGCCUCGCACCCUUGGACAGCAGUUAGUUGCUGACUCGGAUGCAGCCGAUCGGUAACACCUUCUCCGAGAGCCGGGUGGCAUCCCGGUGUCCCAGCGUGGGCCUCGCUGAACGGAACCAGGUAGCCACAAUGCCGGUGCGGCUGCUCAGGGAGAGUCCGCCAGCGCAGGAGGACAAUGAUCAUGCCACAGACGGUUUCCAAAUGAAGAUGGAUGCCCACGGCUUCGCCCCGGAGGAGCUGGUGGUGCAGGUGGACGGCCAAUGGCUGAUGGUGACCGGACAGCGGCAACUGGACGGCAGUGACCCGGAAAGGGUCAGUUACCGCAUGUCACAGAAGGUGCUCCCGUCCAACCUGAAUCCUACCGCCAUAACGUGCUGCCCGAUCCCCUCCAGGCAGCUAUGGGUCAGAGGCCAGUGUGUGGCGCUGGCUCCUGAAGCCCAUACAGGACCGUCCUGGAGACUCAGCCUUGGCUCUAAGGCUUCCAACCUGACCCAGUAAACAAACGACCCGAUGUGCGGCA